CUGCGUCUUGUACUGCGGUCGUCAAAGCGCUGCUAGGACCCACAUACAGCAUCACCGCUUUGACCUUUCCGCAUGCUACAUAAUGCGGACAGUUCGUGAAGCCAUGCGUUUCUUAUCCUCACCGACCUUUCCCGUACUCACACCACGUCGUGCUCACUAUGACCGAUGGCGACGGGAAAUUCGACCACAACUUCAUCGAAUAUAUGUUGUCUGGACCCCUUCUAGAUUGGGACAGUCAACCCUUCGCCGGCGGCCUUCAUGUGCCCCUUCCAACCUGGUCGACGGAUGCACACGUACUGGCUCCUCACCCACAAGACGAUAACGUUGCGAAACCUCCGCCAUACCCACCCCCGGUCUAUGUCAAUCCAUCCGUGCGCGAUACAUACACGCACGCGUCCUCCGGCCGCGCUGUGCCCACGCCACUUGCUCCGUCGCACUUCCAUGAGUCGCCUAAGCGCUCGGAAUCGUCGAUAUACGAAGGAUUCACGACCUCCGAUGUGGUAUACAGUUUGGAGGACUUCGAUACGUUCACCGGCGGACCCAGCAACGUUGCGCUGCCUUCCCUAGCACCACCCGCCACUGCCAACGCCACUCAACACGAUUUUGGCUCCGAAGUUCCUGGCAUCGGCACUGCGUCCACUACCAUCUCUCCCCUCGACACAAGUCUCCCUAGCACAUCCGUCGCCGGUUCUUCGAUCUCACUGUACCAUUCGGGACCCAGCGCUGCGCCACAUCUGCUGUCUGCAGACGUUCACGCGCCUUCAGCAGGACCUUCCUCAUCUUAUCUUGCUGCCCCCGCAUACCCCAUUGCACGCUCGUAUCCGCGCGAUGAUGAUACGGAAGAGCAUGUGAGAGCAGGUAAACGCCGCAAGGUCGCACACACCAAACCGGCUACGCCACCACUCCCACCGCAGCCCUCAGAUACCAACAUACGGCCACAGAAGAGAGCUCCCAAGCGACGGGUAUCGCCACGGGUGGACAACGGAGUUCCAGUCACCACUCACGACAGCGUCGCUCCACACCCCGUUCCCCACCUGGCUGUGCCGCAUCCGGACCGAGCACCCAUUGUACAUGCACCAUCCGGAACUCACUACCUGCAGAUCCCUCAUCCGUCGUUGCCUCGCGCGCACUCUACUGGGUCUGUCGGUCAGCAUGGUAUGCUGCUGGCCGACGCAUCGACUGCGCCACUCCCUCGAGCUCACUCGGCUACCGGAAGAAACCCUACUCCUCUUCCGGCCCCCCGCGACAUUCAUGCUCAACGGUACAUGAGAGAGCGUGGGAUUUCCUUCUGGCCACGCGCGCGGCAGGAACGCGAGCAGGAGUUCAAUCUUCAUCAUCACGCUGUCGAUGGAAGCGCUACUGGACAUCGAGCACAGGUUGGUUAUAUGGGCGGAGACGCGACACGACUCGAUCACUUCACUUCAGAACAGCCACCAACUCCACGCACCAUCGUCGUCCCCGAUCCCCCGUUCAACCCUGACGCAGCUCGCUUUCCUCCCUCUGGCGCACCCAAACCGGCGUACAAUGAUCAACCUCACACCGCGUAUCAAGCGUAUGACAUCCCAGAGCCGUCGAGCGCACAGACUGAGGUAGCCGGACCAUCUUCGAGCACUUCGCGAGGUCGUAAACGCAAGAAUGCUCCCAAGGACACGACUCCCGGCCCCAUGCCUGCGGGGAAAAGGGCCCGCCGCUCGCACCUGACCCACGAGCGACCGCCCAGUCCGGUACAACAUCCUCUUGCGGUACCACCGGACUCCCCACCCUUCAUACCUGACCGUAAACCCAAAAGGGCCCGGCGUUCCAAUCCAUUGAUUCCGCCCAGGCAUCCUGCAGACGUCCCGACGGCGCCCGGCGCAGGACACCCUUCCGCGUCACACCCUCCGCCACCCGCUCUAGCACGGUCCCCGUCUUCUUCCAAGGGAGAAGGUCCGUCGAACAGGCAUGCCUCGCCGCUAUCCGAUGAUGAGCCCUUCGAAGAGCUAACAGACACGACCCCCGCGAAGUGGGAGCGGGCGACGUAUGUCGCCUACCAGCUGGACACGAGUUAUUGGGCCAGGGAAUUUCCCGAAGCGUCAUACGGCCGGACGUGGUUGGAAAGCUGCCAGAUGCAAAUGAGGACCCACGUCGGCUUCGUGGGCGACCCGGAAUCGCUAGACCGUGUCGAGGCUGGCCAGACGCAGGUGGAAGUGAGAUAUCUCUCGUCAGAAACGCGGCCAAUGCACCCCCACUCCAACCGGCGUUAUGUCAACGUGAAACCCUACUUCUUCAAGCGUGACCCGCUCGCGAAACAAACUGCUCGUGCGCGCAAAGCCAUGGAGGUCCUAGGGGGGGACGAGAAGUUCAGGAAGAACCCCGCAGCAUACGAACCUGAAGCCUAUCCCUGGUUCGCCCCGUUCGAGGGGAGCAGACAACACGCGGUCUUUGGCACGAAGCUCCUGGUCACUCAAUAUAAAGAUUCGGACUCACGACUCGACCUCAGCCACGAAGGAAUGUGCUAUAUCAACACGCUGCAUCGCCGAGACGAGCAUGACCUAAAAGAGUGGAAACUGAGAGGGUCGGAUAUAAUACGUCAGAUCCGCCGGUAUUGCGUUCCCGAGAAGCCCGUCCCGGCGAGAGUCUGGAGAGACGUCAGCAUGGCGUCGCCCGAGCCUCACGAUCCUGCGCGAUUUCUACAAGAGUUACGCUGGAUUACUCGGUUUUACCUCCAUUGCAAAUAUCCGGACGAGUAUGAACGUCCGGCAGCCACAGUAGAAUGAGCGGCGGAUGGCACACCCUGAGUAAGGGCAUAUUGCUCAGGGAUUGGAGUGUAGGGACGGUCGUGAUUCGUACCACGGUUGGUGUGUAGAGGUGCGUCACGUACGACGCACCGGAUGGAUACCACGCACGCCCACAGACC
This is a messenger RNA of Rhodofomes roseus, 2896 nucleotides long. RefSeq lists its product as uncharacterized. The record is from RefSeq and is a predicted model, not a curated record. The coding region runs from base 159 to 2756 and encodes 865 amino acids. The transcript has 3 exons. Lineage: Eukaryota; Fungi; Basidiomycota; Agaricomycetes; Polyporales; Fomitopsidaceae.